CCCCGACGAUUCCAUCUCGACACACGACCCAACCUUCAUCCCGAUAUCACCAAACGGUUUCCUCGAGCGAACGAGCGUAAUCGCACGCGCGCGAAAAAAAAAGAGAGAGAAGAGGGUAACUUACUUCUCGGGUAUCUCUUCCGACUCUCUUUUGUCUUUUGCUCUUGUUCAGCACGGAGUUUUCACUGCUCCGCGCAACAACCAACGUGCAACACAUAUAACAUCGGCGAGAGUUUUACUUCUUGAACCGGUCUCUUCCCGAGCGACAGUUUAAUCGGUGAGAGUAAUUCCCCCGCGACUGAAGCGGAGAAGAAGCAUCUAGGAAGAGUCUACCGGACACAAGUCGACGACCAGCCACCGCUGUGACCAGUUCCACGGAGGAGAGAAAAAGACAUAUCAAAAUGACGAAGUUACUCGUAAUAACGAUACUGUGCCUGCUCGGCCAGAAAACGGUGCUCUCGAUGCCCGUAGCUGAAAAUCAGGAACCUCUACAAGUAGUUCCUCUGGAAAAAUCGGCGAACCCAAGCAACUCAGGGAUUCCAGUAGCUCCUGAAGCCGUUGCAGCACCAAACGUGGAGGCCGCUGAACCAGCGCCUGCCGAAGCGAAACCUGCCGAAGCUGAGAAGCCAAGCGUGAGGAGCGAACCCGCGGGUGAAAACGCUCAACUAUCUGAAAAGGCUGAGGAGAAGAAAGAGGAAGCUCAGCAAGCGAAACCCGAGGAGAAAAAGGAGGAAGCUAGCCAGGAAAAGAAACCUGAGCAACUGCAGCCGCAACAACAACCACAGGAGGCUCAACAACCUGAGCAAGAACAAAAGCCUGAACAGGCUCUAGAAGCCAAGAAGGAGGAAGAAGGUCUGAAGCAGGCGGCUUCCGAAUCUCACGAAACUGUAGUGCAAGUUGUUCCGCAAAAAAAUAAACAGGAUAGUGCUGAUGUUCUAGUAGAGCAACCCGUUGUUAAGGCUGUAGUCCCAGAGGGCAAAAGCUCCGAGCAAGUAGAUUCAGCGGAGAAAAGCGGAGAAGCUGCUAAAGAAGAAGCAAAGGAAGAAAAGAAAGCUGAGGAAGCGAAACCAAGCGUGCGAAAAGACGAUGAGGCUAGCUCGGCAGCUUCCGAAUCGGAAGAAAAGGCUCAGCCAGCUGCGGAGGAGAAGAAGCUCGAGAAGCCACAAGAGGAACAGGAAAAGAAGGCUGAGGAUAAACCCGACCGUGUGACCCGCGACGCCGAGGUAGCUGCUCCAGAAGAGAAGAAAAUAGAACAGCCAGCUGUUGAAGCUGAAAAGAGCCAACAAGAUCAAGCUAAAUCCCCAGAAGAGAACAAACCAGCUGCCAAGAACGAGAAGAUUCAGCUUCCUCUUGAACAACCUGCGAUCGAACAACCUGCAAUCAGCCCCGAAGAUUCGGCCAAGACCGAGGAGAAGCCUGCUGAAGCCGCUGCUCAACCUGAAAAGGAAGCAAAGAGCGCCGAAGUAUCUGCUGCAGCAUCUGCUUCCAGUAACGCUCAAGAAUCUGUGGAACAAUCGGCGGCCAAAUCAGCCGAAUCUAGCCAGGCUAAACGCGAAACCGCGGAAGCUCAGCCUCAAGCAAAAUCUGAACAAGCCGAGGAAAAGAAGGAAGAACCACAGAAACAGCAGGAACCCGCGAAAGAAGCGAAAGAAGCGAAAUCAGACGAAUCUUCUGAAGAAAAAUCGGCUGAGAAGAAGGAAAGCAAGGGCAGCGAGGAAGAGAAAUCCUCCGAGGAGUCCUCCUCCAAACAAGAAUCCAAACCAGCUGAAGAGUCCAAGCCGGAAUUGCUGCCUAAACCGCAAGAACUGACAGUAUAAGUGAACGAUUGAAAUAGCGGUCGCAGCGAGAGGCGGGAAGACGAAGAACAACAGCCCCGAAGAAAUCAAAUAACAUCGAACGAAGCGCGGAUACUGGCUCGCCACUCGUCCAGACCAUUUUGCGUUCAUCACCAUCGACCAGAUAAAAAUGGGAUAAAACAUUUUGAAAAAGAAGAAACAAGGAAAAAACUCACAAAAAAAAAAUGAUGAAUAAGAAGAUGAAGAAGGAUGCGCGAGUUUUUCGGCCCAGAUAAAGCAAAACGAGCGGGAGAGAGCGUGUACGUCAGAGGAAGUAUGAACGGGAACGGGAGAGAGAGAACGAGACGGAGUGAGAGUGUAUAUCGGUGUGAAUGGGAGAGAGAGAUUGCGCGAUCAAUUCUGUGGCAGGGACCAAAACUUCCCCCGGCGCGCUACGAUUCCGAGAGAAAAAAUUCAUCGACUCGGGGCAGGAUGAUCACGUGGCGGCCUGGCUGUGGGGGAUUUUUAACUUAGGACACAUCGGAAUAACAUUCAUGAGAACAACGAUGAUGAAGACGACGAUGAUGGAUAUAACGAAGACUCGAUCGAGUGUUCAAAGAAGAAAUAGACACAAGAAGAAUCACCUAUCAGGAACACGUGGUCACCCUUAGGGAUCUGACUUGGCACACGCCAGGGAUCAUCCUUUUCUUCGUCCCGGCGGACACCGCGAUCUGUCCGCGG
Messenger RNA from Bombus impatiens (common eastern bumble bee), 2516 nucleotides. RefSeq names its product neurofilament heavy polypeptide (gene bnb). The coding region runs from base 402 to 1817 and encodes 471 amino acids. NCBI's taxonomy places the organism in Eukaryota, Metazoa, Arthropoda, Insecta, Hymenoptera, Apidae. The record is from RefSeq and is a predicted model, not a curated record. The transcript has 3 exons.